ACAUUCCUUUCUAAAUUUACAUUCCUUUAUUUUUCCCUUUUUAUAAUCAUGUCCGAAUCAACUCCCCCUCUUAGUUCAGAUGACUCCAAGAAACGUACUCGUGUUACGCCAUCUCAGCUUACCAUUCUAGAAGAAACCUUCAAUGUGAGUGCCACACCCGACUCAAAGAUGCGAAAACAAUUAGCUUUCAAGUUACAAAUGCCAGAAAGAUCCAUUCAAAUCUGGUUUCAAAAUAGAAGAGCUAAAGUAAAGAUGUUGCAAAGAAGAGUUUUGUUGCGUCAAGAACAGGAGGCUGCAAGAGCAAGAUUAUGUGCUGAAGCAACAUCUCAUCACGGUACUGGUAAUUAUUCUUAUUGGUAUGCUCAGCAACAGCAACAACAACAACAACAACAACAACAACAAUUGCUUCAACAGCAACAACAUUUUAAUAUGAAUAGACACUUACAUAGUGCCAAAUUACCUAUUCAUCGUGCUUGGAGCACUGAUAUGAUUAUUCCUCCUCCUCCUCCUCCACCUUCCUCCAUUUUUCAUUAUCCUCACCAUCAACCCCAGAGUGAUCCUCCUUCCAUCUCAGUCACUGGUCCUAACGAUUUAGAUGAAGACAUCUAUAGUUUGACUAUCUCACCUUCUCCUACACCCCAAUCCUUUGCUGCUUCACGUCGAAUGGAGAGUGAACCACCUUUGCAUAGUAAUAAUAACACGGGUUUAAUUACUGCCACAGCUGUUACAGUCGGAUCCUGGCAUAGAAUGAAAAUCAGUCAACAAGACUUGAUGUGUUAUUAUAAAUUAAGUGAGCGUUCAUUUUCGUGGCAUAUUCGUGACAGUAAUUAUCAUUUCAAGAUGAUGAUAUCAUUUGACAGUAUUGCAUCCAUUGAAUUAAAUGUACUAGAAGACAAUAUUUCAGCUCAAAUUGAUAUGGAUUUAAUUGAACCUCCUAUUUUCUUUAUGGAAAAUACAGCCACAUCUUGGGUUCAAUGUAGUGAUUUCACUGAAGGCAUGCAAGCUUCUGUUGUACUACGUCACACGGUUCGUGGCUUAGCUGCGGAUCUUCGACAAGAGUUGUUGGCCAUUGCUGGGAUGGAUGAACGAUUAUGUCAAAUUACACGAUUUCCUGCUGUAGAUACCUAUCAACAACAAACAUCAAUUGAGCAGGCUCUAUUGAUGUCCCAACAACAUCAUCAACAAAGUUGGAGGCAUCAAAGUUUACCUCUUUCCAAUGUUAAAGAUUAUUGGGUACCUCCACCUUAUCCCAUCUAAAUCAAUUUACAACUAUUUUUUUUUCUUUUUUUUUUAUAUAUAUAUAUCUUAUCCCCCAAACCCCACAUAUAUAUUAGACCUCUCUUUUUUUUUUUACUCAUUUUUUAUUUCUAUAUUUUUACAUAUAUAUUGUAUAUAUCUUAUACAUUUUUAUUAAAUUAUCCCUCGAUUUUUGUCACAACU
Messenger RNA from Mucor mucedo, 1440 nucleotides. Its product is annotated as homeobox domain-containing protein. NCBI's taxonomy places the organism in Eukaryota, Fungi, Mucoromycota, Mucoromycetes, Mucorales, Mucoraceae. The transcript has 2 exons. The record is from RefSeq and is a predicted model, not a curated record. Gene Ontology annotation, molecular function: RNA polymerase II transcription regulatory region sequence-specific DNA binding; DNA-binding transcription factor activity, RNA polymerase II-specific. The coding region runs from base 49 to 1257 and encodes 402 amino acids. Gene Ontology annotation, biological process: regulation of transcription by RNA polymerase II.